Brettanomyces nanus is the source of this 732-nucleotide messenger RNA. RefSeq lists its product as uncharacterized. Bases 1 to 732 code for a protein of 243 amino acids. The record is from RefSeq and is a predicted model, not a curated record. NCBI's taxonomy places the organism in Eukaryota, Fungi, Ascomycota, Pichiomycetes, Pichiales, Pichiaceae. Gene Ontology annotation, molecular function: protein binding. The transcript has a single exon.
AUGUCUUUUGAUAAUUUUCAGUCGCUUCCUAAAGAACUCCAGCUCGAGGUGUUGGAACAAUGUGAUCCCUUAAUACUACUACAACUUCAAAGAGUAAGUCGGGAACUCGAGUCGCUGAGCAUCUAUUCCAUAAGAGCAAAACUUUUAAAACUAUUGUAUGAGGGAGAUUUCUAUAUCAGCAUAUUUUCUCCUCAGCAUGAAGAGAUGCAUGCGGAGCUCUACGAUGCUAAAUGUGUGGUGAAGGAAAAAGCAAAGAUAUCACCGACUUCAAAGUCCGCCUAUUUGUUUGAGACGUCUUCUAGAAACACCAGUCAUUACGUAAGUUUCUUUGAAAUUGGAGAUUUGAACGGGAGUCGUGACCCGCUAAGAAGCGAGGUGUUCGAUAAAUAUGAGGGAGAUGAUGGACACACGCAUAAAAUUCAUCUUCUAGUUGGCGAAGACUCCAAGUACAUUCAGCUUCAUUUUGGAAUGUACUUGAAAAUGGAACGAGAUGAAAUACCGCUUAGAAUAUUUUGCAUGGAUACGCGUUUAAAAGCUACAGGCUCCCAGGGUGAGGGAGUGCUUGAUUUUUGCAACGGUAUGUUUAGAAUCAAGUAUAAACUCAUUAAAGGUGAAGAGCUGCCUCCCAGAGGCCCUUACGACUAUGAAGUUGUCUUCAACUAUUUUAUAGAGUUUUCGAGUUUUGAGGUGAAUAAUUUGUACCUUUUGAACAUGUAUAAAGAUAGUCAUUAA